AUGAUCCAACUCAAGCAUACUGUAUCAAAGAGCAAGAGGCGGUUUAUCGAAAAGGACAUCAACAUCGACCUCGAUCUCAGCUACAUUGGCGAGACUGGGAAGGCCCGAAUCCUCGCGAUGGGGUUCCCCUCCGAGGGUUCCGAAUCAGUGUACCGUAAUCCCAUGUCUGAGGUCCAGCGUUUUCUUGAGCUGCGGCACAAGGGUCACUACAGGGUGUAUAACCUCUGCUCUGAGCGAACGUACGAUGCCAAGAAGUUUCACUCCGUUGCGCGCUUCCCUUUCGACGAUCACAACUGCCCCAUGUUUGAGGACAUUGAGAGCUUCUGUGAGGACGUCAAGCACUGGCUGAAGCAAGACGACGAAAACAUCGCCGUGAUUCACUGCAAGGCGGGCAAGGGGCGAACGGGUCUCAUGAUCUGCUGCUGGCUCCUGUACAAUGGAGAUUGGGAAGAUGCGGAUGGCGCGCUCAAGUACUACGCAGCCUAUCGCACAUGCAACCAAAAGGGAGUGACGAUACCCAGCCAGAUCCGCUACAUUCACUACUUCGAAAGGUGGCUACGGGAGGGGGCGCUGAACCUCCGCUCCUACUUCCUAACAGACAUCAUCUUCCACGGUGUUCCGAAAGGCGUUCAGGACCUGCGGUUCACUAUCUCAAAAGCGGUCAGGAAGAACGAAGGCGGUCGGACGAUCCACCUGGUGCCCCUGCUCCACGGCAAGAAGAAAAUCAAGAGCCUGAUCAAGGAGGCCAAAAAGCAGAGGGAAGAGGAGGGGACGGAGAAGGAGGCCGCCGAGGAGUCUCUGGGCGGUGAAGGAGGCGAGGAGCUCACGCGACUGGUCAUCUCCAUCAAGGAGUGGGUCAACGAGCUGCCCGUCUGCGGUGACAUCAAGAUCGAAUUCGACAAGGUGUUGCACUUUUGGGUCAACACUGCCUUCGCGACGGACAACAGGAUCAUCCUCCCCAAGGCCGAGAUCGACAAGGCCGCCAAGGACACCAAGGACAAGAUCUACCCUGCAAACUUCAAGAUCGAGCUUCGCUUCAAGGUGCCCGGCGGCGACAGCAGUGAGUUACCAGGUUCGACACCCAGAUCUAUUCCGGCCUCGCCCUGA
Molecule: messenger RNA, 1107 nt
Organism: Acanthamoeba castellanii str. Neff
Lineage: Eukaryota; Discosea; Longamoebia; Acanthamoebidae
Product: mammalian PTEN tumor suppressorlike, putative
Exons: 9
Coding region: 1-1107 (368 amino acids)
Biological process (GO): cell motility; phosphatidylinositol 3-kinase/protein kinase B signal transduction; negative regulation of cell population proliferation
Cellular component (GO): plasma membrane; cytosol; cell projection
Molecular function (GO): phosphatidylinositol-3,4,5-trisphosphate 3-phosphatase activity; protein tyrosine phosphatase activity
Source: RefSeq, a predicted model, not a curated record